CGGCGGCCUCAUUCCGGGGCGGGCGGGCGCCGAGCGCGGCGCGGGCGGGCCGGCUGACGGAGGAGCGAGCGGGCCGGCCGGGGAUGCCGCUCGGGGCUCAGCGGUCCUCGUGUCAGUGAGCGCCGCGCACCGCCGCAGCCAUGACGGUGGAGUUCGAGGAGUGCAUCAAGGACUCGCCGCGCUUCAGGGCUACUAUUGACGAGGUGGAAACAGACGUGGUGGAGAUCGAGGCAAAACUAGACAAGCUGGUCAAGCUGUGCAGUGGCAUGAUCGAGGCUGGCAAGGCCUAUGUCACGACCAACAGGCUCUUCGUGAGUGGUGUUCGAGACCUGUCCCAGCAGUGCCGGGGCGACACCGUCAUCUCGGAAUGUCUGCAGAGGUUUGGAGACAGCCUGCAGGAGAUGGUCAACUACCACAUGAUCCUGUUUGACCAGGCCCAGAGGUCUGUGCGGCAGCAACUGCACAACUUCGUCAAAGAGGACGUGCGGAAAUUCAAGGAGACCAAGAAACAGUUUGACAAAGUUCGGGAGGACAUGGAGCUGUCCCUCGUGAGGAAUGCCCAGGCCCCACGGCACCGGCCCCACGAGGUGGAGGAGGCCACAGGUGCCUUGACCCUCACCCGGAAGUGUUUCCGUCACCUGGCACUAGACUAUGUGCUCCAGAUCAACGUACUCCAGGCCAAGAAGAAGUUUGAGAUCUUGGAUUCUAUGCUGUCCUUCAUGCACGCCCAGCACAGCUUCUUCCAGCAGGGCUAUAGCCUGCUGCACCAGCUGGACCCCUACAUGAAGAAGCUGGCAGCCGAGCUAGACCAGCUAGUGAUCGACUCGGCGGUGGAAAAGCGUGAGAUGGAGCGAAAGCAUGCCGCCAUCCAGCAGCGGACGCUGCUGCAGGACUUCUCCUACGAUGAGCCCAAAGUGGAGUUUGAUGUGGACGCGCCCAGCGGUGUGGUGAUGGAGGGCUACCUCUUCAAGAGGGCCAGUAAUGCCUUCAAGACGUGGAACCGGCGCUGGUUCUCCAUCCAGAACAGCCAGCUGGUCUACCAGAAGAAACUCAAGGACGUGCUCACCGUGGUGGUGGAUGACCUCCGUCUGUGCUCCGUGAAGCCAUGUGAGGACAUCGAACGGAGGUUCUGUUUUGAGGUCGUGUCACCCACCAAGAGCUGCAUGCUGCAGGCCGACUCAGAGAAGCUGCGGCAGGCCUGGGUUCAAGCUGUGCAGGCCAGCAUCGCCUCUGCCUACCGGGAGAGCCCGGACAGCUGCUACAGUGAGAGGCUGGACCGCACGGCGUCUCCGUCCACGAGCAGCAUCGACUCUGCUACGGACUCGCGGGAGCGCAGCGUCAAGGGCGAGAGCGUGCUGCAGCGUGUGCAGAACGUGGCUGGCAAUAGCCAGUGUGGGGACUGUGGCCAGCCGGAUCCCCGCUGGGCCAGCAUCAACCUGGGGGUGCUGCUCUGCAUCGAGUGCUCCGGCAUCCACAGGAGCCUGGGUGUCCACUGCUCCAAGGUGCGGUCCCUGACCCUGGACUCAUGGGAGCCAGAGCUGCUGAAGCUGAUGUGUGAGCUUGGCAACAGCACCGUGAACCAGAUCUACGAGGCUCAGUGUGAGGGGCCAGGUGGCAGGAAGCCCACAGCCAGCAGCCCUAGGCAGGACAAGGAGGCCUGGAUCAAGGACAAGUAUGUGGAAAAGAAGUUCCUGCGGAAGCCACCGCCGGCACCAGCCCGGGACGUGCCCCGGCCCUGGAGGGCGCAAAAGUGCCAGCGCCACCACAGCUCCCCCCGGGUCCCCGCUGCCCGCCGCAAGGUCCGGCUGGAGCCCAUCCUGCCCUCUGUGGCUGCUCUGUCCUCAGCAGGUGCUGUGGAGCGCAAGUUCCGGAGGGACUCUCUCUUCUGCCCGGAUGAGCUGGACUCCCUCUUCUCCUACUUCGAUGCUGGGGCUGCUGCAGCCGGUCCACGGAGUCUGAGCAGCGAUAGUGGCUUAGGAGGCAGCUCUGAUGGCAGCUCUGACGUUCUAGCCUUUGGCGCAGGCUCUGUUGUGGACAGCGUCACUGAGGAGGAGGGUGCAGAGUCGGAGGAGUCCAGCGGGGAGGCGGAUGGAGAAGCAGAGGCCUGGGGCCUGGCGGACGUGCGCGAGCUGCACCCUGGUCUACUGGCGCACCGGGCGGCGCGAACCCGAGACCUCCGAGCGCUGGCCAUGGCGCUGGCGCACGGGGCAGAGGUCAACUGGGCCGACGCGGAGGACGAGGGCAAGACGCCUUUGGUGCAGGCUGUGCUGGGGGGCUCCUUGAUUGUCUGUGAAUUCCUUCUGCAAAACGGAGCAGACGUGAACCAAAGAGACAGCCGGGGCAGAGCGCCGCUGCACCACGCCACACUCCUGGGACGCACGGGUCAGGUCUGCCUGUUCUUGAAGCGGGGGGCCGACCAGCACGCCUUGGACCACAAGCAGCAGGACCCACUGAGCAUCGCGAUCCAGGAGGCAAACGCGGACAUCGUCACUUUGCUCCGGCUGGCCCGCAUGGCUGAGGAGAUGCGAGAGGCGGAGGCGCCCCCGGGCCAGCCGGGCCCCCUGGCGGGCAGCAGCCCCACGGAGCUCCAGUACCGCAGGUGCAUCCAGGAGUUCAUCAGCCUCCACCUGGAGGAGAGCUAGGGCGGCCAGGCCCCUGCCCUGCCCGGGACGCCCCGGCCAUUCCCUGGAGCCCCAGCUGCCUGCUCUGCCCUCCCGGGAGCUGCCCGACCCCCAGGGCCGUGAGAGGGACCCCAGCACGGGGUCUUCUGAAGCCCCACGUUUCCCCCUGGGAGGUGCUGCAUCAUCUGAUGCCCCUCGCCGCACCCGGGGACCCUCCGUCUUCAGGUGGCCCCUUCCUCGGGAGCCCGGGUCGCUCACGUCACAAACCACUCUCAAGGCCCCGUGUCACCUUGUGCCCCUCAGAACCACCCUCCCUCCCCCGCUCUGGGGCCGGUGUCACCUCGUGCCCCCACCUUUACUGCCAUGGAACACUGACCUGCUAGUUGGGUCCCUCCUACACACCCCCAGAGCCCCUCUGCUAGGCCUUGGGGCUGGUGGCUGGCCACCAGCGCCUUUCAAGGGCAGAAGGGGACAGCCCAUCCAGGGAAUCAACCCGUGUACCUCACUUAGUGACCGGCAUCCAGGCUGGGCUUCUCGGGUGCUGGGCGGCGGGGGGGGGUGGGGGGGGGUGGGCUGUGGCCUGGGGCCUCAGCCCUGGCUGGACGCGGGCGUCCCGAGGCCAUGUGGCUGGCCACGCAGGCCCCAGUCCUGGGCAGCCCGAGACCUGUCUCUGCCUCCUCCAGAGGCGCUUGGCCCAGAGCCGGUGCAUAAAGGACUUUGGCACUUUC
This is a messenger RNA of Prionailurus viverrinus (fishing cat), 3349 nucleotides long. RefSeq names its product ArfGAP with coiled-coil, ankyrin repeat and PH domains 3 (gene ACAP3). The coding region runs from base 141 to 2642 and encodes 833 amino acids. The transcript has 24 exons. The record is from RefSeq and is a predicted model, not a curated record. Gene Ontology annotation, molecular function: GTPase activator activity; protein binding. Gene Ontology annotation, cellular component: cytoplasm. Lineage: Eukaryota; Metazoa; Chordata; Mammalia; Carnivora; Felidae.